ACAGGACGCCAUGUGCAGGCUGGUGCUGAUGCUAGCGCUGUGGCGCGCCCACUGCGGCGCCAGGACGCUGCCCGACGUGCCCAGCGCGGUGUACCCGCCCGUGCCGGACCAAGUGAGGCUGAGUCUGGACGACAUCAGGUUCCUGCAGGAGAAUGAGGAAGACCCAGAAGUGAGGCCCGGGUUGUUCCAGGGUGACAUGGCUCUUACGUCGGAGCUCUACAACUAUUGGCGAGUCGGCCUAAGGUGGGACGUCAUGCCGGAGAGGAUGUGGAAGAAUGGCACCGUUCCUUACGUCAUCAGUCCGUUAUACGAGCCCGAGGAAUACGCCACCAUCUACAAGGCCAUCGUGAUGCUCAACUUUAUGACGUGCCUGAGGUUUGUACCGUGGGAUGGCAAGGCCAAGGACUUCCUGCUUAUCUGGCCCAUCAAGUUCCCCAAGGGGUGCUGGAGCUUCGUGGGCAGGUUCGGCGGACCUCAGCUGCUGUCCCUGCAGCCGCCGGACAGGAGCGGCCCGAACUGCCUAGGCGGCGAGGGUCGGGCGAUCCACGAGCUGCUGCACGCGCUGGGCCUGUUCCACGAGCAGUCGCGGGCCGACCGCGACCAGUUCGUCGAGGUGCACUACGACAACAUCAUACCCGAGUUCAAGGUGAAUUUUGAAAAAGAGAGUCUCGAGAAUACGACUUACAGUUUUGAAUACGAUUACGAUAGCGUCCUACAUUAUGGAAGUUACUCUUUCAGCAAGGAGAAGGGCCUGCCGACCAUCACACCGAAGAAGAAAGAAGUGAAGCUGGGGCAGCGCGAGGGCAUGAGCCAGACGGACUGUCUGAAGAUCAAUGACCUGUACGGCUGCCUGGAUAGAUCUCCGGCACACCAGCGGAAGUACUACACUUUGUGCCGCUACAUGGGGCUGUGACGAGAAGUCUUCUACUGUACUACCUCCUCUUGAUUAAGCCUAAUAAAUUACCUGACCACAAAA
Messenger RNA from Bacillus rossius redtenbacheri, 976 nucleotides. RefSeq names its product hatching enzyme 1.2-like. Gene Ontology annotation, biological process: proteolysis. The record is from RefSeq and is a predicted model, not a curated record. The transcript has 7 exons. Gene Ontology annotation, molecular function: zinc ion binding; metalloendopeptidase activity. Lineage: Eukaryota; Metazoa; Arthropoda; Insecta; Phasmatodea; Bacillidae. Bases 11 to 913 code for a protein of 300 amino acids.